This is a messenger RNA of Pistacia vera, 1956 nucleotides long. Its product is annotated as putative disease resistance protein At1g50180. Gene Ontology annotation, molecular function: ADP binding. Bases 1 to 1956 code for a protein of 651 amino acids. The transcript has a single exon. The record is from RefSeq and is a predicted model, not a curated record. NCBI's taxonomy places the organism in Eukaryota, Viridiplantae, Streptophyta, Magnoliopsida, Sapindales, Anacardiaceae. Gene Ontology annotation, biological process: defense response to other organism.
AUGGCUAUUGAAGCAACCAUUUGGCUUGCGGUAACAAACCUAAAUGAUGCAUGGACAUAUUCUACUUUGCCAACUGGUCCUAUAGCCGAUACAGCAUUGAGACUGUUCAUGGAUAAGCUACAAGAUUCUCUGAAAAUCUUAGAAGGUUCAGAGGAUGACAAAGGAACGGCUCUCACAGUUGAUGAUGGGAAGAUCAAGCUUCUGCAAGCUGUUUAUCUGGCAGAGGACGCCAUGAAAGCCUUCUUCCUAACUAAAGAAUUGCAGAAACAGAAGAUUUUCAUCAAGUUUUUCCUGCUUUUCUUGAGGUCAUCAAAUAUGCAAUUUCGUUUCAGCAACGAGAUGAAAAAAUGUACGGGUCAGCUAACCGACUCUAUGCCCGUUGAGUUGCGCACAAGAGCUUCUGAUGAAAUCGCUGCACACAAGUUAAAUUGGUUAAUGGCCAACUAUGAUAUCAGAAUAAAAUUUUCUGAAGUUCUAAAUGAAAAGCACCACUUGCAAACAUCUUCUCAUCAUUUCUAUGGUGAAGAUAUUGUAGGUUUCCAUUACGAGGUUUCGGAAUUAAGUAGAUUAAUUUUGACUAGUGACAAACUUCUUAUAUCAGCGGUUGGUGUGGCAGGCUCUGGCAAGACAACUCUAGUGAAAAGAGUUUACAACCAUUCAGAGAUAAAGAAAAUUUUCCACAACCGUGCUUGGGUUAGUGUUUCUCCAGAUUUUAAAGAGAAAAAUCUUUUAGUUCAGAUAUUGAAGCAGGUGACUGAGGUUAAAGAUGAAGAGAAAUUGCCACUGGAGAAAUUGCAGGAGAAGCUUCGUAAUUUAUUAAACACGCAGAAGUUCUUAAUUGUCUUGGAUGAUAUCCAUGCACCUGCUAUAUGGGAGAAACUCCAAGUGGUCUUUCCAAACUCAUCGAAUGGAAGCAGGGUGAUCCUAACCAUACGUGAUCCUGAUGUAGCCAACCAUAUUGAUCCAACCAUUCCUCUUCUCCGUGUAAGUCUACUAACCGAGGAUGAGAGUUGGAGUUUGUUUUUGAAAAAGGUCAGAAGAGACCCCAGAAGCCAAGUAUUUUCUGAUCAGGGACAGAUUCGGGAGAAAAUCUUGCAAAAAUGUGGGGGUCUGCCUAUUGCAAUAUGUGUGCUGGCUGGCUUUCUGUCUAGUAUAAAAUUUAGCAUUGAUGCUUGGUUAGGGGUGAUUGAGGAUACAGAGCAGAAGGAAAAUGAAGAAGAAAGAGUGGUUAGUGAUGAUAGCGGGGAAAUAAAACAAAUAGCUGGUGGAAUGAGUGAGCAAACUCAGCAUGGAACUGAUGCAACAGGGGAAGAAAAUCACUCAGCUUCCUUAGAUGUACCCCAUCCUUCAAAUAUUAUGGCUUUGGCCUAUCAUGGCCUACCUUCUCCUCUAAGGCCAUGUCUCAUAUAUUUAUGUCUUUUCCCCCGAUCAUAUCAAAUCCCCAUUAGAAGGUUGCUUCUACUAUGGAUUGCUGAGGGAUUGAUGAGACCGCUUGAAGGCCUAUAUGCGAAUCCUGAAGAUCCGGUGGGAAUCGAUCUUGAUCCUGAAGAUCUGGCUGAAAGUUGUCUUAAAGAGCUGAUGGAUAGGAACUUGAUCGAGGUAGCAAGUUGGAGGUUAGAUGGAAGCCCUAAAACAUGUUUUGUGACAAGUACUCUGUAUGAUACUCUCUUUCCAAUUGCUGAGAGAAUGGGAUAUUUUCAUGUCCAUUCUAGCUCAUAUUCUACGCCGAGAUCACCCUACUUUAACAUCCGGAGGCUUAUAGAAUGUGUAGACAUUGAGAAGAAUUCUUUUUCAGAAAGAGAAACUCAACAUCUAUGUUCUUAUAUAUCCUUUAACCAAGAAAAGAAAGAUAAACCUUCAGAUGCAGUAGGAAAGUUCCUCAACAAGGUAACCACUAGAGGUUUUGGAUUGCUCACAGUGCUUGAUCUUGAAGGUGAUCAAGGUACGUUGGUCUGA